Messenger RNA from Prorocentrum cordatum, 462 nucleotides. NCBI's taxonomy places the organism in Eukaryota, Dinophyceae, Prorocentrales, Prorocentraceae. The record is from the annotation of a GenBank genome assembly.
AUGCUGAGGACGAGCGUGGCCCAGUGGCAGUGUCAAGCAUGGGCUGUGCUUGUGCUGCUGGCGAGCCUGCCAACGUUUCGGCGACUGGGGCCAGAGCCCGAGAGGCCCGCGCCGCCUGCGCCGAAGGGGCCGAGUGUGCGGGAGAUCGUGGCCGACACGGUUAGCGAGCUCGAGGCAUUGAGAGGUGGCGGAGCGCCGCCCCCUCCUGGCGGCGAGUGUUCCAGCGAGCUCGGGCCGCAGGAAAAUGGCUCGCGGGCAGAGGCAGCGGAGUGCGUGUGCGAGUGUCCUGAGUGCGAGGCCCCGGGAAGCCAGUGGUUGGGCUGGUUACUGGGCGGUGUGUCUGUGCUGCUGCAGCUUCGCGGCUGGUGGCAGGGGCGCGGUCUCGAUGGCGCGAGUUCGAAGGAACGCUCGCCCGAGGACGGAGACGGACGGCGUCGGCACAGAAGAGGCCACAUUGCCUAG